UCAGAAGCCACAUAUAAAAUAUUCGUCUCAUUUUUCUCUCGCUCUCUCUCUCACACACACUACCUAUCAACUCUCUACUCCCUCUCUUUCUACGUGUGUGAAAACAUGAAGACUAUGAAAUCAAAGACCAUUUUGGCACUUGGGUUUCUUUUGUUUUUUCUCAUAUUGUCUCAUCCAUCACCAACCCAAGCUCAAGAAGUUGAGGAUGAAAGAGAAUUUGAUUAUGCGAGAGAUGGGCAUAUGGGGCCGGAGAAAUGGGGGGAGAUAAAGAAAGAAUGGUCGGUGUGCAGCAACGGGACGAUGCAGUCUCCGAUUGAUAUGUCGAGUCAGAGGGUGAAGAUGAUGGCCAGUUCUAACAAGCUGUUCACAAACUACAAGGCUCGUAAUGCUACGAUCAAGAAUAGAGGUCAUGACAUUAUGCUAGAAUGGGAAGGAGAUGCGGGGUCAAUUCGCAUAAAUGGCACCGAGUAUGCUUUGAAACAAGCUCAUUGGCACUCGCCUUCGGAGCAUUCCAUCAAUGGCAGAAGAUAUGCCAUGGAACUACAUCUUGUCCACCUCAGCACUGAUGGCAAAAUAGCUGUCAUUGGUGUGCUUUAUAAUAUUGGCAAACCUGACCAUUUUCUUUCAAAGUUGAUGGUAAAUAUAACAGCUAUGAUAGACCAAAAGGGUGAGCAUGAACAUAGUGGGGUUAUAAAUCCCAAAGAGAUUCAAAUGAGUAAUAGAAGAUACUACAGAUACAUCGGCUCACUUACUGUUCCUCCUUGCACCGAAGGAGUUGUUUGGACCAUAAGCAAAAAGAUAAGAACUGUUUCGAUAGAUCAAGUUAAAUUGCUUCGAGAGGCUGUGCACGAUUAUGCAGAAAAUAAUGCAAGACCAGUACAACCGGUGAAUCAACGAGACCUUCGAGUUUAUGGUCCAGCUUCGACACAAUAGUUAUGGAUGUAUGGAUCAUUAUAGACACUUAAAUAUUUUGUAGUACAUGCUAUCCAUCUUGGUUCCGUAUUAAUGAUAUAUAUAUAUAUAUAUUGAUUCUUUA
Molecule: messenger RNA, 1036 nt
Organism: Lactuca sativa (garden lettuce)
Lineage: Eukaryota; Viridiplantae; Streptophyta; Magnoliopsida; Asterales; Asteraceae
Product: carbonic anhydrase Nec1
Biological process (GO): one-carbon metabolic process
Molecular function (GO): zinc ion binding; carbonate dehydratase activity
Source: RefSeq, a predicted model, not a curated record